AUGUCAAACGUCGAGAUCGCUGAAGAUGAGGCGUCGGCCAACAUGGCCAUGAUAUCGAAUGAGAUUGCAACGGUGAAUUUACCCAACACAGAUAACAGUACGCUGGACGUAAAAGAUUACGAUGAAGAAAAAGGAGAAAUCGGCUCGUAUUCAUCUGCAUCGACUCGUGUUCAGGUGACGCAGCGUAUUAAUCAUGAAGGCGAGGUGAACCGCGCACGAUAUUGCCCGCAAAAUUGUGAUCUGAUCGCUACGCGUGCCGUGAAUGGACUUACCUACGUAUUUGAUCGCACAAAGCACAGCAAUCAGCCAGACAGCGAUGGCAAGUGCCGUCCAGACAUUGUACUGCAGGGUCAGACACGAGAGGGGUAUGGGCUCUCAUGGAACCCUAUCCGACAAGGACAUAUUUUGUGUGCGUCUGAGGAUACGACAGUCUGUCAUUGGGAUCUAAAUGCGUAUCAAAAAGAAAGCAAGAAUUUGAAUCCUGUGCGCACGUAUCAUGGUCAUUCAGCUAUUGUGGAAGACGUGGCUUGGCACAACCACCACGAACAUUUAUUUGCUUCUGUGGGCGAUGACCGACAAAUGUUACUCUGGGAUACGCGUGACUCGAAUGAGGUGCCAAAGUACCGCGUUGAAGCACAUACUGGGGAAGUAAAUGCGGUUUCCUUCAGUCCUGCAAGCGAAUACAUCGUGGCGACGGGUUCGGGCGACAAGACUGUCGGCCUAUGGGACUUGAGAAACCUCAGCACCCACCUGCACUCGCUAGAAGCUCACAAUGAAGAAAUCUUACAGAUUGCGUGGUCCCCACAUCAUGAGACAGUUCUGUGCUCGGCAUCAGCCGACCGACGCGUAAAUGUUUGGGAUCUGAGCCGUAUUGGGGAGGAGCAGACCGCCGAAGAUGCUGAGGAUGGUCCGUCUGAGUUAUUGUUUGUGCAUGGAGGACAUAUUAGCCGCCCGACCGAUCUCUCUUGGAGUCCGCAAGAUCCUUGGAAGAUUGCAACGGCUGCUGAAGACAACAUCGUCAUGGUGUGGCAACCCGCGCGCUCUAUUGUCGAGUCUGUCGAGGCCGAGCCGGACGCAGCCGACCUGGAGUGA
Messenger RNA from Malassezia globosa CBS 7966, 1092 nucleotides. RefSeq lists its product as uncharacterized. Gene Ontology annotation, molecular function: histone binding; nucleosome binding. The transcript has 3 exons. Bases 1 to 1092 code for a protein of 363 amino acids. Gene Ontology annotation, biological process: chromatin remodeling; regulation of DNA-templated transcription. The record is from RefSeq and is a predicted model, not a curated record. Gene Ontology annotation, cellular component: nucleus; Rpd3L complex; Rpd3L-Expanded complex. NCBI's taxonomy places the organism in Eukaryota, Fungi, Basidiomycota, Malasseziomycetes, Malasseziales, Malasseziaceae.